AUGCUCCCAAUUACAGCGUAUGAAAGUAGCAGCGACUCAGAAGGCUCCUCGGAUACCGAACAACAACAAUCAAGCUCAAUGCCGGCAUUGCCAGGCUUUUUUUCACCAGCGUCCACCAAAGCAGAAGAUCCUGUCAAGCAUCAAGGAAGGAAACGGACAAAGCCGCAUACUGCAAAUAGCUGGGCUACACAUGUUUAUGUCCAAGUGCCAGUUACUGAGGAAGUCAAGCAGAUUGUUGGCCCAACCAUAACAGACGACAUACACUCAAUGAUCCAGCAAGAAGAGGACGAGAUGCUGCAUGUUAGUCUGAGUAGAUGCGUGUUCCUGAAGGAGCAUCAGCUUGAUACGUUUGCACAGAAUAUUCGUGACAGCAUCGCACAGAGCAGCUUCUGUAUCACCUUUGCCGAUGUGUCCGUAUUGACGAACGACGAAAAAACGCGGUCUUUUGUCACUGUCGAAGUUGGAGCGGGGUACAAUGAGGCUGAUGUCACACAAAACGCAAACCAGCUUCAGUCCCUGCUCAGGGCGGUCGACAAGGUCAUGGAGAAAUUUGGGCAGCCGGUGUUCUACAAGCCCGCGCGCUUCCAUGCUAGCAUUGCAUGGAGCUUGACGUCCGCGCCUCUGGAAGCUGCAGUCGGAAGAAUCCCGACAUUAGCGGUAGAUGACCUCACUACCGUUAGCCACAUGGUAUCCAAGGUGGUCGUCAAGAUGGGCAACCGAGUCGUCGAGGUGCCAUUACAGAAAUAA
This is a messenger RNA of Zychaea mexicana, 747 nucleotides long. Its product is annotated as U6 snRNA phosphodiesterase Usb1. The record is from RefSeq and is a predicted model, not a curated record. Gene Ontology annotation, cellular component: nucleus. Gene Ontology annotation, molecular function: 3'-5'-RNA exonuclease activity. Gene Ontology annotation, biological process: U6 snRNA 3'-end processing. The coding region runs from base 1 to 747 and encodes 248 amino acids. The transcript is spliced from 7 exons. Lineage: Eukaryota; Fungi; Mucoromycota; Mucoromycetes; Mucorales; Lichtheimiaceae.